This is a messenger RNA of Opisthorchis viverrini, 1182 nucleotides long. RefSeq lists its product as hypothetical. Lineage: Eukaryota; Metazoa; Platyhelminthes; Trematoda; Opisthorchiida; Opisthorchiidae. Gene Ontology annotation, cellular component: membrane. The transcript is spliced from 4 exons. The record is from RefSeq and is a predicted model, not a curated record. Gene Ontology annotation, molecular function: G protein-coupled receptor activity. Gene Ontology annotation, biological process: G protein-coupled receptor signaling pathway. Bases 1 to 1182 code for a protein of 393 amino acids.
AUGAAUGUGAAACACUUACGCAUUGCUAUUGGGGUUCAACCCCAGUCGGUGAUUAUUAUUUUAUAUUUUACAUAUUGUGCAGGAAUGAGUUCGUUGAACUAUUCAGACAAACUUAACACCUCCAGAUUUCAUAACACAACACCGUCCACAACAAACUUAACUCAAGCAUGGAGAUUAAUGGAUAUUUUUAUUUUUAUCACAUCCUGUUUAUUCGUUAUUAUUGCCGCUGUUGGGUUGUUGGGCAAUUUGCUGGUGAUAUGCGUACUGACCAGCACUUCCAACCGGCUGGUGUACGAGACGUUCUGCAUAGGACUGGCUUGCACCGAUUUUACCUACCUCAUUCUAACAAGUCCGAUCACUGUAUCACAAUACUACCUGAACAGCUGGAUUUUUGGCCUGUUCUGGUGCAAGGUAUUCAACUUUGUCGUACAACAUAAACGCCAAAACAUGAAUGUGAAACACUUACGCAUUGCUAUUGGGGUUCAACCCCAGUCGGUGAUUAUUAUUUUAUAUUUUACAUAUUGUGCAGGAAUGAGUUCGUUGAACUAUUCAGACAAACUUAACACCUCCAGAUUUCAUAACACAACACCGUCCACAACAAACUUAACUCAAGCAUGGAGAUUAAUGGAUAUUUUUAUUUUUAUCACAUCCUGUUUAUUCGUUAUUAUUGCCGCUGUUGGGUUGUUGGGCAAUUUGCUGGUGAUAUGCGUACUGACCAGCACUUCCAACCGGCUGGUGUACGAGACGUUCUGCAUAGGACUGGCUUGCACCGAUUUUACCUACCUCAUUCUAACAAGUCCGAUCACUGUAUCACAAUACUACCUGAACAGCUGGAUUUUUGGCCUGUUCUGGUGCAAGGUAUUCAACUUUGUCGUACAAGUCACUGUGUUCUCCACCGCAUUCAUGUUACUGGGGCUGACGACUAGCCGAUUUCUUUCCGUUGUGCUGCCAUGGCAAAAUCUGAAAAUGACCGAACUGCAAGCUCGUUUGGCUUGCCUUGCUGCUUGGUGUGCCGCGAAGCGCGCCCCGAACCAUGUAGCAGAAUUGUUUGGGUUAUUUGAAAUAGUUUGCAUGUCUCAAAAGUCUGAUGGAAGAAAAGCAAUGUCGUCGGUCUACACAAAGUCUGUGAGCGAUCGUCUCGUGGGUGCUUUGACCAUCAGGAUGUUGGUGGCACGCAAAUAA